AACGACUGAAAACAACCGGUGGCGCAGUUCAGCCAGCCACAAGUGUCCCGUCUGCGCUCGGACAAAGCUCUGUCCCGUGAGCAGCGAGCGGUUAACGUGUGAACUUUCUGUUAUCCUCGUCUUUUUUCAGCUCAACUCCUCCAAACAACAAGCUGCUCUGACCUGAACUCGGACCGCCGGUCGCUUUGAAGUGGAUGAGAGAUGACAGAAAACACACAAAGAACCACACCCCACAAUGGAGCUCUUUGACCCCUGAGUCGAUUGUUUCCAGCAGCAGUUUCUCACAAUACUCGGGCAGAUUUUCAGGAAACCCUGGGGUGGUUUGAGCUGUACGCCACUGCGACAGGGAUGAUUACUUCCCAUAUGAACGGUUACGUGCAGGAGGCCUCCGGUCAGGCCGUGAGCUACAGAGAGAGGGCCGUGGACUGUCCGGGCCAGGAGAGCAGCCUCGUCAAAUCUCCUCAGAGCAGCGCCCACAUGGAGAGGAUCCAGCUUUACCAAGAAGAGAUGAGGAAGAGGAGAGAGGAGGACAACAAGGGCAAGCACGACAUCGAUCCCAACGCUUCGCUGAGGCUCAAGAAGUUGUCGCAGAACCCAAAGGUCGGCAUCGACAAUCCCACCUUCGACGGGAAGGAGAAGGUUGCUAAAGACCCGACCUGCCCGGACCCUGUGGUCGAACUGGAGGACUUACUGCAGGCGCUGAAAUGGGUGCAGAACUGUUUGCAUGAUGCUCAGAGCCAGCAGGACGUGGAGCUCAUAAUGCAGCUCCUAGCCAAGGAGGAGUUCAGGAACGCCUACACGAUCUACUCCGCUAUGUCCCAGCAGAUGAGCCGAGUCAGUCCCACAUCGCCCCUCACAUCACAAGCACAGGACCUGUGCCAGGAGGUUCAGAGGAUUCUUCAGUCGAGUCAACAAACGGAGGGUUUGGAGCUCAGUGUGCUGCUCACCAACCCUCAUCUUCAGGCGCUCAUGCAGGCUCACGACAGCGUGGCGGUGCAGGAAAUGGCAGAGGAAAACAUGACUCAGUAUUUAGGAGAGACGGUUAAAUUAGUGCGGCUGGAGAAGGCCAAAGACACUCCUCUGGGUGCAACGGUGCGUAAUGAUGUGGACAGCGUGGUGGUGAGCCGUGUGGUGAAAGGUGGCGCAGCAGAGCGCAGCGGCCUCCUCAGCGAAGGAGACGAGAUCCUGGAGAUCAACGGGAUUCCCAUCCGUGGAAAGCACAUCAACGAGGUCCACGACUUGCUGCAAGAAAUGCACGGGACUCUGACUUUCCUCCUCAUCCCAAGCUGUCAGAUUAAACCUGCCCCUCACAGACACACUGUGACGCACGUACGAGCGUACUUUGACUACGACCCCUCUGACGACCCCUUCGUGCCGUGUCGGGAGCUUGGUUUGUCCUUCCAGAAGGGAGACAUUCUGCACGUCAUCAGCCAGGAUGACCCAAACUGGUGGCAGGCCUACAGGGAUGGAGACGAGGACAACCAGCCUCUGGCUGGACUCAUCCCAGGUAAAAGUUUCCAGCAACAGAGAGAGAGCCUGAAGAAAACUAUAACCGACAAGAACCAAGAGCAGCAAGGGAAGCUCUGGAAUUCAAAGAAAAGUAAAAAACAGAAGAAGAAGAACUCGAACCCGAACAAAGACUAUGAUGACAACAUGACCUACGAGGAAAUGUCCCUCUAUCACCAGCCUGCUAAUCGCAAACGCCCCGUCGCUCUGAUUGGUCCGGCCAACAGCGGACACGACGAGCUGCGGCGCAGGCUUCUGUCCACAGAACCAGAAAAGUUUGCCGUUGCCGUUCCACACACAACCAGGAACCCAAGACUUCACGAGCGGAACGGACGCGAGUACCAUUUCGUGAGCCGCUCUGCCUUCGAAACGGACCUGGCGACAGGGAAGUUCAUAGAAUCUGGGGAGUAUGAGAAAAACCUGUACGGCACCAGCACCGAUUCUGUCCGACACGUGGUCAACUCUGGUCGUAUCUGUUUGCUGUGCCUGCACACCAGGUCACUGAGAGUGUUGAGGUCCUCCAACCUGAAGCCGUAUGUCAUCUUCAUCGCUCCUCCAUCUCAAGAACGACUGCGCACCCUGCUGGCUGCAGAGGGGAAGACACCAAAGCCCGAGGAGCUGAAGGAGGUCAUCGAAAAGGCCCGAGAGAUGGAGCAGAAAUACAGCCACUUCUUCGACGCCACCAUCGUCAACAUGGAUCCGGACCAGGCUUUCCUGGAACUGCUCAGGUUAAUAGAGAAACUGGACACGGAGCCGCAGUGGGUGCCCACGUCCUGGCUGUGCUAGGAGCUGUUUUCUGUCAGCACAAAGAGUCUCAGGGAUGGAGGAGGAGGAGGUUAAAGAGUCUCAGGAUUUUCACUUGCACAUUUUCCUCACUCAGAGAACCGUUAGAGCUCGCUGCAGACCAAAGUUUCUGUGAACUUUAUUUCUCAACGUGUGUCUUUUGUGGGUGAUUUUUUUUUUUUGUUUUGUGAAAGUUUGCUGAUCUCAGUUUAGAUUAUUCAGCUGGGGGGAUUAGGCUUUAAAAAAUGCUUCCAAUUAAAACAUGAAGCCAAAACCUCUUCAGAUAAAAAUUAAUUAAUUAAAAAGUGGUAGAAGUAGAAUUUUGUGCAUUUAGUGCAACGUUUUCCACUCAGAACAUGAAAUCUGCUGUAGCCUGCAUAGUUUUGGGAGUAUUUUGAAACCAGUAUCAGUAUUUUUACUACAAUAAGACUGACCUCAGGUUGGUAUUGUUACACUAAACAUGUAAAGCUGAGAUUGUUUUAUACCGGUGUAGUAUGAAUACAACUUUAUUAAAAUGUGUACAAAAAGCAACAAAUGCAUAAUUUCAAUAAUUUCAGUAAAAAAAAA
Austrofundulus limnaeus is the source of this 2856-nucleotide messenger RNA. RefSeq names its product protein associated with LIN7 1, MAGUK p55 family member b (gene pals1b). Gene Ontology annotation, molecular function: protein binding. The record is from RefSeq and is a predicted model, not a curated record. NCBI's taxonomy places the organism in Eukaryota, Metazoa, Chordata, Actinopteri, Cyprinodontiformes, Rivulidae.